This is a messenger RNA of Sphaeroforma arctica JP610, 429 nucleotides long. RefSeq lists its product as hypothetical. The coding region runs from base 1 to 429 and encodes 142 amino acids. The record is from RefSeq and is a predicted model, not a curated record. NCBI's taxonomy places the organism in Eukaryota, Ichthyosporea, Ichthyophonida. The transcript has 3 exons.
AUGUCUAUGUCUAUGUCUAUGUCUAUGUCUAUGUCUAUGUCUAUGUCUAUGUCUAUGUCUAUGUCUAUGUCUAUGUCUAUGUCUAUGUCUAUGUCUAUGUCUAUGUCUAUGUCUAUGUCUAUGUCUAUGUCUAUGUCUAUGUCUAUGCCUAUGCCUAUGUCUAUGUAUAUGUCUAUGUCUAUGUCUAUGUUUUGUGGUACGUUGGGCCCUACGUUCGUCACUCUCAUGUUACAGAUUGGCAAGUGCCACGACAAAGUGCUGAUCAUGGGAAGUAUUGGUUUACUGUUCCGCAGCUUCCGCCAAAGAGACGAGCUCUUGCGUGAGCUUGCGUGUCUGCAGCUGCUGGUGUCUAAGGGUGAAGUAGAGGCGUACCACAAUAUCACCCAGAACAUCGCCGAACUACUGCAGAUGAUGGUAGGUAACAUGUGA